AUGUCUCUGAUGAAAGCCGUUGACAUCCGAGGUGGCAAGGGUGAACGCGAUGCUCUCUACAUUAAUCCAAAUACCCCCAAGCCCACUCCUACCGAAGGUCAGGCGCUCGUUAAGAUCAAAGCAUUUGGCAUCAACCGUAUGGACAUUAUCCAGCGCCUCGGCCAAUAUCCUGUCCCUCCACAGGCGCCGAAAACACUCGGUGUCGAAUUUAGUGGCAUUAUCGAAGCAUUUGGCCCCGGCAAUCACGGUACCUUCAAAGAAGGGGACGAAGUGUUAGGGCUAGCUUACGGUGGAGCUUAUGCCGAAUAUAUUGCAGUCAGUUCCAAGAUGCUCAUCCACAAACCGCGUACUGUAAGCUGGGAACAGGCGGCAGCGAUUCCUGAAACCUGGAUCACAGCCACGCAGUCUCUACAUAAAGUACUUGGCUUUACUAGUGGCAAAUCUAUUCUCUGGCAUGCCGGCGCCUCCGGUGUGUCAAUUGCAGGCAUACAAUUGUCGCGAUUAGCUGGCGCAUCUGCAAUUUAUGCUACUGUAGGGACUGAUGAGAAAUGCGAGUUUGUGACAUCGCAGCUUGGAGCUACAGCCGCGUUCAAUUACAAGACUCAUGACUGGGUCUCCGAAAUAAAAGAGACUACCGGUGGAAAAGGAGUUGACUUUAUUAUUGACUUCGUCGGCGCAGACUAUUUCCAAAAGAAUCUUGACGUUACGGCUCGUGACUGCCGGAUUGUGCUGCUGUGGCUGCUUAGCGGCGGCAAAGUUCCGGAGGCAGAUAUCUCUCAGAUUCUUUUCAAGCGUAUCCGAAUUGAAGGAUCCACGUUGCGGAGUCGCGAUGAGGAAUACCAGGGCGAGCUGCGGGAUAAACUAGAAACCUAUAUGCCGGAGUUUGAGGCGAGUAGACUCAAGAUUAUUGUUGACAAAAUACUAUCCUGGGAAGAGAUUACAGAGGCACACAAAUACAUGGAAGAAAAUAAAAGUUCGGGUAAGAUCAUUUGUACUAUUCCUUAA
This is a messenger RNA of Trichoderma virens Gv29-8, 1005 nucleotides long. RefSeq lists its product as uncharacterized. Gene Ontology annotation, molecular function: oxidoreductase activity. Lineage: Eukaryota; Fungi; Ascomycota; Sordariomycetes; Hypocreales; Hypocreaceae. The transcript has 2 exons. Bases 1 to 1005 code for a protein of 334 amino acids. The record is from RefSeq and is a predicted model, not a curated record.